AUGAGAUUUGGUAAAAAGGGAAAUCUUAGCCCGAGGUAUAUUGGUCCCUAUGAAGUGUUAGAAAGAGUUGGAGAAGUUGCUUAUAGACUCGCCAUGCCAACCGAGUUGUCUAAGGUACAUGACGUUUUCCACAUUUCACAACUCAAGAAGUAUAUCCAUGACCUGUCGCAUGUGAUUGAGCCAGAAAUAGUGGAAUUGGAUGAGACAUUGACUUAUGAAGAGAAACCCAUAAAAAUAUUAGAUGAGAAAGUGAGAAAAACAAGAAACAAGGAGGUGAAAAUAGUAAAAGUCUUAUGGUCGAACCAUCAAACUGAAGAGGCUACUUGGGAAGCAGCUGAUACCAUGAGACAGAAAUACCCUGAAUUGUUUGACCAGUGUUAUGACACUUUAAGAUUCCAGAUUCGAGGACGAAUCUUCCUUUUAGGAGGGUAG
Molecule: messenger RNA, 432 nt
Organism: Spinacia oleracea (spinach)
Lineage: Eukaryota; Viridiplantae; Streptophyta; Magnoliopsida; Caryophyllales; Amaranthaceae
Exons: 2
Coding region: 1-432 (143 amino acids)
Source: RefSeq, a predicted model, not a curated record